CUCCAUCACCAUCAUCCCAAAGCGCAUAGAUUGACAAAAUGUCCGCAUCAGGACAACGUGAAAGCGUUUUUCCAACAAGACAAGUUCUUAACGGAACAAAAGGUAGAUUGAAAGGAGCACAAACUGGUCAUUCACUUUUAAAACGAAAAGCAGACGCUUUGAAUAAAAGAUUUAGAACGAUCACAACAAAAAUUGAUGAAGCAAAACGAAAGAUGGGAAGAAUAAUGCAAUUAGCUGCGUUUUCAUUGGCAGAAGUGAAUUAUGCGGCUGGUGAUGUUGGUUAUAUGGUAAGAGAAAGUGUAAAGAAUGCAACUUUCCGGGUAUCAACAAAGGAGGAAAACGUUUCUGGUGUUUUGCUGCCCAGUUUCGAAGCCCAUGCCGAGGGAGGUUCUCAAGAAUUCUCUCUGACCGGUCUAUCUCGUGGUGGUCAACAAGUCAACAAAGCUCGUGAUACAUAUACAAAGGCAGUGAAGACGUUGGUCGAAUUGGCAAGCUUGCAGGUGAGUCCGUGCUUGUUCGCCUUGUUGUCGGAUAAUUUACUGACCAUUUUGUUCUCUCAUGACAGACUGCUUUCGUUGUGUUGGAUGAAGUGAUUCGAAUGACCAUGCGUCGUGUCAAUGCUAUCGAAUACGUCAUCAUUCCUCGAUUGGAAAAUACGGUUUCAUACAUUAUUUCUGAAUUGGAUGAAAUGGACAGAGAAGAAUUUUUCCGAUUGAAAAAGGUCAAAUCAAAGAAAGAACGUGCACAAGAAGAAGAAGAAAAGAAGA
This is a messenger RNA of Meira miltonrushii, 767 nucleotides long. Its product is annotated as ATPase, V1/A1 complex, subunit D. Gene Ontology annotation, molecular function: proton-transporting ATPase activity, rotational mechanism. Gene Ontology annotation, cellular component: fungal-type vacuole membrane; vacuolar proton-transporting V-type ATPase complex. The record is from RefSeq and is a predicted model, not a curated record. The coding region runs from base 39 to 593 and encodes 184 amino acids. The transcript is spliced from 2 exons. Lineage: Eukaryota; Fungi; Basidiomycota; Exobasidiomycetes; Exobasidiales; Brachybasidiaceae. Gene Ontology annotation, biological process: vacuolar acidification.